Molecule: messenger RNA, 776 nt
Organism: Coffea arabica (coffee)
Lineage: Eukaryota; Viridiplantae; Streptophyta; Magnoliopsida; Gentianales; Rubiaceae
Source: RefSeq, a predicted model, not a curated record
GAUUUUGACUGCAUGUCUUGACUUCACUGUUAAUUUACUAGUGGUAUCCCAUCUGCAUGGUUAAAUCUUACUUUAUCAAGCACCAUUAUUCCCUAGCAGAUAUGGGAACGAUUUCACGAUGUUGGUCGAAGUGGGACUGAUCGACGGGCAGCCACCUGUCCAGCUGGAAUUCACCCUGAUGGUGCAUGCUCAUGUGGUUUGAUGUUAAGGGCUGAGGAGUCUGGUGCUCGUGCAAGCAUUUCACGAAUAGUCAUGCUUGCUGAAGCAUUGUUUGAGGUACUAGAUGAAAUACAUAGACAACCCAUGUCACUACCCUUGUCUGUGGUCUCAGUUCCAGCUCCAGAGACAGUUGUUGACUCUCUACCUGUGAAGAUUCAUAGGAAGCCAGAAAGACUGGAAAGUGGAGAUGAUGUUAUACAGUGUUAUAUUUGCUUGGCAGAGUACGAAGAGGGGGACAGAAUAAGAAUUCUCCCUUGCCACCAUGAGUAUCAUGUGGCCUGUGUUGAUAAAUGGCUCAAAGAAAUACAUGGCGUAUGCCCCCUCUGUCGACGAGAUGUUCGUGAGGGUUUAAGCUUGACAGGAGGUGCCAUUUCAACCUCUGGAGUUCCUUCUUUUUGAGAGGUUUUCUAUGUACACAUGUACAUAAGCCAAUUUUGUUCUUGAGCUGUUGUUGCAUGUAGCCUUUCGAGAAAUAUGUACCUCACUUAAAAUUUAUUGGACCAUUGCUUUGAUUCAAGGCAAAUUUCUUAUAUAUUUCAGUUAAAUUCAUAAACAAA